Messenger RNA from Phanerochaete carnosa HHB-10118-sp, 2029 nucleotides. RefSeq lists its product as uncharacterized. Lineage: Eukaryota; Fungi; Basidiomycota; Agaricomycetes; Polyporales; Phanerochaetaceae. The record is from RefSeq and is a predicted model, not a curated record. The transcript is spliced from 4 exons. Bases 240 to 1619 code for a protein of 459 amino acids.
UCUUGACCAGCCUUCCGGCCGCUCUACAAGCACAUGCGCAUUUCUUUCUUGAACUCUCAUGUACUUUCCGGGCUCGCAUAGUAACCUUCAGAUACUCAAAUAAUUUCCGCGAAGCCAUCCUCUGGCCAAAGAGCUGUACGUUUACAACCGCUGGCGCGCCCAUACGCAAGUCCAGGAUUGUCUAUUCACCCUUCAAGAACAUCGUCCGGGGCACAAAAAUUAUUGGUUAAAAUAUCACCAUGGCUCCGAAGCCCCGGCCUGUGCAAAGUCGACUCUCGUCUGCCGCAAAAGACGGUAUAAAUCAACUUCAAAAAACUCCUAAUCCCCAAGUCAUGCCUCCUCCUCCCCUACCCGCCAGUGCCCCCGCCGCCCCGCCUCCGCCGAAGGGCAUUCUCGUACCAGAAGCUACAGCGCUUUCGAAUUGCCUCCGAUCGGCAGUGGUGAAGACGGGACAGGUUGUGCAGUUCUACGCGGAUACAAAGAAGCUUGGAAUCCACCGCUAUACUCCAUAUCCUCCGCGCACCCUAACGUCAUCUCUCGGGCGGGAGGUCGAGAAAUAUGGCCAACUCUGCGACGCAAUUCAGUCGCAACUGCGCCGCGCUAUCACUGUGCUUCAACGUGACCUCAAACGAGAGCAAGACCGAAUCGAAGCUGCAGAGGCAGAAGCCGCCGCUCGGGCGGCUGCAGCUGCGGCGCCGCCACCCCAGGAAGAAACAUCCCUCAUUUCUCCCGCCCAGGAGGGCGAAUCAGCGACCGUUUCUCUCCCUGGGCAGGCGCAGAAGACCCCAGGCUUACCCGCGCGUCGUCAAUCUACUAUAUCUCUUUCUUCUCUCCAUCGCCCGCCGUUCCCUCACAAACUCGACCUGUCAGCUGCCACGCUGCGUCUUGACCCCAACGACCCCCUGCUCCAGCCGGGAUUGUCGUCGCCCGUUACACUCGCACCCAAGUCCAGCAUAUCCAAGGUACCACCCGACUUCACGUUCGGCGCACCGCAGGACGUCGACAUCGAUCUCACCCUGGGAGACGACGUAGUCCCAUCUGCUAGCGGCGUCGUCGACACUGCGCUGGGUAGCUCUGCGGACAAGCCUAUAGAGCUCGACCUUGACCUCGACAUGGAUAUCUUUGGCGACCCGCAUGCAGCUGGGGACAUCGCCGCAGCGGGAGGCCAUGUUGGUCUUGGCGGCGCAGAUGUCGUGCCGAAGCAAGAGCAGAUCGAUCUGGACCUCUUUUCGGGCUACGAGCGGUCUUCGGACAGCAAUACAGCCAAAGCAGAUGCAGAGUUGCUCGCUGCCGCUCAGGCUAUACCUCCGCACGAAGGACAUUCGUCGUCCGGUCCGUCCCAGUCCGACCCGAACCAGCAAAGCCAGAGUGGCGAUGCGUCGGCGUUGACUCAGCCAUUUCCUUCCAUGUUGGAGGCUAUCAACGCUGCUGCCGCUGAUAUGGGGCAGUCAGGCACCGAUAGCGGUGCGGCGCCACCAGGUUCGGAAAAUUUCGAUUUUGGAGGUUUUGAGUUUCUGGCGGACGGCUCGAUGGACACUUCCGCUAUGGACAUACAGAUGCAAGAUUUGUUCGACAUGAACACUAACGUUACAGAUCCUCGCCCUCCGCAAGCGUCAUAGUCGAGUUGUAUGCCUUUUAGAAUCAUGUCUCCUGGCUCUAGAUCGUUCAUAGGAUUGCUGCUCUCGGUGUAAUCACUACGCUUCAAUCGACACUGACUGAAUGAGCUCCGGUUUUCUUCGACGUUAUUACAGUAAGGCAGGCCCGGCUGACAAGUACGGCCGUAAGUGAGUACGACUGAUAAGAAAAUUUACUUGAGAAACGAUCACUCCAAGAUCCUUAUUCCACCCAUCUCUCGCGUAACGUUCUCCAGUUCUGCAUCAAUGGACCAUCUCGGUGGUCCUGAAUGCACUUGAGUGUGCUUCCGCUUGUCAGGUUCGGCCGAGUCGGUGUCAGCACCAUCUAGAGGCACAUCACAGGGCGAGUUCAAGACCGUCGAUACACGUGCAGAUGGUUCCGAUACAAAAACCGC